Messenger RNA from Chenopodium quinoa (quinoa), 1239 nucleotides. RefSeq names its product CRIB domain-containing protein RIC5-like. The record is from RefSeq and is a predicted model, not a curated record. NCBI's taxonomy places the organism in Eukaryota, Viridiplantae, Streptophyta, Magnoliopsida, Caryophyllales, Amaranthaceae. The coding region runs from base 208 to 984 and encodes 258 amino acids. The transcript has 4 exons.
CUGUUAGUUGGAAGGAAUAAGAUGUUAAUUUAUUAAUUUUAAUAUUAUUGAGGGAAAAAAAAAUGUACAUGUAAAAACAAGAACAUGAAUUUCUCCUCCCCUUUUGCAGAUUAGCUAGAUUAUUACAUGGACAGUUAGCUUGUAUCGAAAUUUGCUAACGAACGUACGUUGUUUCGAAAAUUUUCUAUCGUGUUUGAUCCUUCGACGAUGUCAAUGAAGAUGAAGGGACUUCUCAAAGGUCUUAGAUACAUUUCAACAAUUUUUGAUGAAGAACAAGAGCCAGAAAUGCAAAUUGGGUUUCCAACUGAUGUAAAGCAUGUUGCUCAUAUUGGUUGGGAUGGUCCAACUGCGAAUUCGCCGAGCUGGAUUAAUCAAUUCAAAGACGGAGAAGGAGGAGGAGGAGCUUUGAAUGUUGAUCAACAAAAUGGACCUAGAACACGGGGUCUAGUCCAAGAAAAACGAUUCUCUACAAGUUCGGAUUCACCCAUUGAGUCUCCCUCUCGAAAGAAGUCCGACAAGCCUAGGGGAUCGAGGCGUGCUAACUCGACUCCCUCUGCUGCUGUCGAAUCCCCCAGAAGGUCGUUAACAAAGCAGCAGUCGCCUCAGCAGCAGUCGCCUCAGCAGCAGCAACAACAACAGCAACAACAGCAGCAGCAGGUCCUCCGAACAGCAGAAGGUGAGUCAACCUCAGUGAGCCAAAAAACCUCCUCACGCCGGAAAAAGACCAAGACUAGCUCAUCUCGAACAUCAACCAAGUCCAAGUCUGCAGCCCCACCAGUCGUCGAGUUUUCACACUUCUCGGACCCUGGUGUAGGAGGAGGAAACAGCAGCAGAAACACUGCUACUGCAGGAGGCAGUGCAGAUCAUACACCACCACGUCGAUCGAAAGGCAAAGAUACAUGCCAAGGUUCACUUAUGAAAGCAACAGAGCAAGAAGAUCAGAAGGCAUUGGAUGAUAUUUCUAGAGGAAUUCAUGCAAUGUAAAAAUAGUCUCAUCAUCAUGUGUAAUGUAUAUUUUUCUGUACACAUUUUAUCUUUUUACCUCCCCUUUUUUUGGCAAACUUUGGUUUAGUUGCAACAGAUUGAUAGUUGUAGUCUUUGAUUGGAAGUAAAUAGAACAAAAAAAAAUCUUCUUAGCCAAGUUGUAUUCUUCGCUUAUAGCAUGUAAAACCCGAAUUUUCAGCUAGCAAUAGUGUUACUUAAUUCGCAGUGUGCUUUUAAUACCCUAAUGGAUACGGU